Saccostrea cuccullata (small rock oyster) is the source of this 2008-nucleotide messenger RNA. RefSeq lists its product as uncharacterized. The transcript has 8 exons. The record is from RefSeq and is a predicted model, not a curated record. Gene Ontology annotation, biological process: signal transduction. Bases 76 to 1899 code for a protein of 607 amino acids. Lineage: Eukaryota; Metazoa; Mollusca; Bivalvia; Ostreida; Ostreidae.
GCUUUUUCGGAACAACCGAGAAUUCUGGAUUUGUUAGGUUGGUUUUGGAUUUUACAGGCCUAAAAUAUCGAUUGCAUGGACCAAUUCUAUGCAGUUUUAGAUUUCAUCAUGGAAAGCAAUAACGAUGCAGAAUUCAGUGAUUUGUGCCAGAAGAUCAAAGAGGAGGUCUGUGCUGUAAAUUGUUCUGAUCUUCUAGAUGACGCUGUGGAAAUGCAUAUUGAAUUGAUAUGGAACACCAUUGAUAGAAUAAAAAGAAACAAAGAAACCCUCUCAAUUAUAGUUGAUUCUUUAGUGGAAAACAAUUUGAAAGGACUCACAGAAAAUGGGUUGUCGUUGUUGUUGGAAAAGAAGGAAGAGCUCGCUACUAUGGAGGGCGCUGCCUCUCAGAAUGUUCGGAGUUUUCUGUCCGUUGUCUGGAUUGUGACGGACUCCUCUUCCUUGUUCUGUCAUCAGUUAGUCUGUUCUUCUGUUGCUAUUCAAAAGACCUCACAAUUACUAGAUUUUCUUAAGGAUACUACUCCAAAUGAAUCUGUGUUGUUUUUAGUUAAGUUUAUUUUAGGAUGUUGGCAUAACUGCCUCAGACACGUGUCCUCAGCGGCUCAGUAUCAUUUCAGAGAACUUGAUAUCAAUACGAUAACACAUAAGACAAUAGCUAAGUUUGAGGACAGUCCUAUGAUUCUGGCGAAGGGUAUCCUUGUCUUGUCAUAUCUACUGACAGAAAAUGACGAGGAAGAGGAGGGACUGCUGGAAACCAACAUACUGGGGUUUAUUAUUCAGAUUCUCAGUCAGGCCGUGAGGGCCGGGGACAGGGUGUCACGGAGACAUGGAAUGAGUGUCCAGGAGGUGCUCCAAGGGAUAAAUAACCUCUCUGAAAAUGACAAAAAUAAAGAGGAACUCGUGACAACAGGUGCUCUACCAAUUCUAGUCCAAAUCCUGAAAGACAAACUAAAUCCAGGGGAGGUUAUACAAACUCUCAUGAUUAUUUGGCGAAUUUCUUUCUUGAAUCAAAAUUUUUCUAGAAUCAUAUCCGAACCAGAUUUAAUUAGUGUUGUAGAACGUCUUCAGUUUGACGAAAAUGAAAAGAUACGACAUUCCGCCACUGGUGCAUUGUGGGAAAUUAAACAACGCAAUCUUAAAAAUUAUUCUAUAAAUGAUGACCCUCGACCUCACGUGAUGAUCAGCUACCAGUGGGAUUCACAACACGUGAUGCUAAAGGUCAAGGACUCCCUAAAACAAGCCGGCUACAAAGUGUGGAUGGAUGUGGAAAACAUAAGCGGAUCCACGGUGGAGGCGAUGUCCCUGGCCAUCGAGAACGCGGCUGUUGUGCUCGUUUGUAUGUCACAGAAAUACAAAGAAAGUCCUAACUGUAGAUCAGAGGCGGAGUAUGCGUACAAACUCCGGAAAUGCGUGGUUCCCCUCCGACUUGAGCCUCGGUACGUUCCAGACGGGUGGCUAGGGUUAAUAAUAGGAACCAAACUCUACUUUGACUUCACUGCAGAAAAAAGAUUUGAUUUCAUGGUGGGAAAUCUAAUCAAAGAACUCGGCUCAAGGGGUCGAAUAUUUAAUAUGCCCGAUAGCACUGAUGGCAAAGAAAAGCUUGAGCGACACGACACGGUGAACGGUGACAACUCAUUACGUGAGGGACAAAACGGGGAGAAUGUUUAUUUGCAAUGGACCGGAGCCCGGAUAAAGGAAUGGAUUGAUAGCUGUAACCUAUCAAGUCCAAUCGAAAGACUCUAUGACCUAGACCCUGAGCUUCUGUCUGAACUACUCCACCUACAGUCUACUUCACCAGGCUCGCUGUACAAUGUCCUUAGAUCUGAUCUUCUCUUGAGUGGCCUGGAUGUUAUCAAAUUCUCUAAGGAACUCAGAAAACUUGCUGAUAACAAGCAUAUAUAAACCAAAUGAAACGUACACUAAUAUAUUGUACUUUUAAAAAAUAAUGUUAAUGUCAGCAUGUUUUAUUAUCAAUUCACAAUCUAAAACUGAUGAAAAUGUUAAAUUUAAU